UAGUGGUCUGUGGUUUCGUCACGAAAUGAUUAACAAAGCAAGAAAGUUAACCCAACCUUUUCAAGAAGUAAACAGUGAUGUUGGAAGUGCAAGAUUUUCGAGAUUUUUCAAUCACAUCGUGGUACCAAAAGUUUAAGCCGCUAACUAUAACAACGAUUAUAUUAGAACUACCUGAUGAAUUCAGCAACAAACUGCGUUGUUUUGAAAGAGGUGAUGAUUCAGAAGAGGAAGGCGACGAAGAAAAUUGUCCUCCAGCAUUUAUAGAUGAACUGAAAAAUGCGUUGAACAUUUUAAAUAAUAGUGUUUUUAUUAAAAAUAACUGGCAUGCACCAACGGAUGCACGAGCAUUUAGCUUUGGAAACACUUUAAAAGCAUCUAGCAUUGAUGAUAUUAUCUUGUUUUUUAAAACUUCAGGAAUCUUACAAGAAGACUUCUCAAGUGUUAAAGGAGUACCCUUCUGUUUGACCUUAAAGCAAUGGGUUAACAUACACCCAGCAGCAGAGUUUAGGUGUAUUGUAAUAAAUAAUUGCUUAAGAGGAAUAACUCCAAGAGACUGGCCCACAUACUAUCCUCAUUUUAAAGAGGAAGGUCAUGAAAUUAUUAAAACUUUAAACAAGUUUUUUACUGAAAAUAUCAAAUUGAAAUUUCCUCGGACACAUUAUGUUUUUGACAUUGUAUUGUCUUACCCAGAAACACCAUAUAUUGUGGACUUCAAUCCAUUAAAUAGCAAGACUAACUUAUAUGCAUUUUCAUGGAAGGAAAUUGGCCCAUUGCUCAACAAAGAAACUAUUGAGGAAGUUGCUCCAGUAUUUAGGCAUUUAGAUUCUGACAUUGGCAUUAUGACUAAAGCAAGUGCAUUGAUGAAAUUACAACAGUCAGAUGAUUAGUUUUUCUACAUUAAUAUACAAUGUAC
Molecule: messenger RNA, 913 nt
Organism: Cylas formicarius (sweet potato weevil)
Lineage: Eukaryota; Metazoa; Arthropoda; Insecta; Coleoptera; Brentidae
Product: cell division cycle protein 123 homolog
Exons: 5
Coding region: 78-887 (269 amino acids)
Cellular component (GO): cytoplasm
Source: RefSeq, a predicted model, not a curated record